This is a messenger RNA of Procambarus clarkii (red swamp crayfish), 1152 nucleotides long. NCBI's taxonomy places the organism in Eukaryota, Metazoa, Arthropoda, Malacostraca, Decapoda, Cambaridae. The record is from RefSeq and is a predicted model, not a curated record.
AUGUACCCAGUCCUCAAAGCAUGUACCCAGUCCUCAAAACAUAUAUCCAGUGCUCAAAACAUGUGCCCAGUUCUCAAAACAUGUACCCAGUCCUCAAAGCAUGUACCCAGUCAUCAAAACAUGUACCCAGUCCUCAAAACAUGUACCCAGUCCUCAAAGCAUGUACCCAGUCAUCAAAACAUGUAUCCAGUCCUCAAAGCAUGUACCCAGUCCUCAAAACAUGUACCCAGUCAUCAAAAUAUGUACCCAGUCCUCAAAGCAUGUACCCAGUCCUCAAAAUAUGUACCCAGUCAUCAAAGCAUGUACCCAGUCAUCAAAGCAUAUACCCAGUUAUCAAAGCAUGUACCCAGUCAUCAAAGCAUGUACCCAGUCAUCAAAGCAUAUACCCAGUUAUCAAAGCAUAUACCCAGUCAUCAAAGCAUAUACCCAGUUAUCAAAGCAUAUACCCAGUCAUCAAAGCAUAUACCCAGUUAUCAAAGCAUAUACCCAGUUAUCAAAGCAUAUACCCAGUCAUCAAAGCAUAUACCCAGUUAUCAAAGCAUAUACCCAGUCAUCAAAGCAUAUACCCAGUUAUCAAAGCAUAUACCCAGUCAUCAAAGCAUAUACCCAGUUAUCAAAGCAUAUACCCAGUCAUCAAAGCAUAUACCCAGUUAUCAAAGCAUAUACCCAGUCAUCAAAGCAUAUACCCAGUUAUCAAAGCAUAUACCCAGUCAUCAAAGCAUAUACCCAGUUAUCAAAGCAUAUACCCAGUUAUCAAAGCAUGUACCCAGUCAUCAAAGCAUAUACCCAGUUAUCAAAGCAUAUACCCAGUUAUCAAAGCAUAUACCCAGUUAUCAAAGCAUAUACCCAGUUAUCAAAGCAUGUACCCAGUCAUCAAAGCAUAUACCCAGUUAUCAAAGCAUAUACCCAGUUAUCAAAGCAUAUACCCAGUUAUCAAAGCAUAUACCCAGUUAUCAAAGCAUAUACCCAGUUAUCAAAGCAUAUACCCAGUUAUCAAAGCAUGUACCCAGUCAUCAAAGCAUAUACCCAGUUAUCAAAGCAUAUACCCAGUUAUCAAAGCAUAUACCCAGUUAUCAAAGCAUAUACCCAGUUAUCAAAGCAUAUACCCAGUUAUCAAAGCAUGUACUCAAACCUCACGAGAAAGAAUAUUAA